This is a messenger RNA of Torulaspora globosa, 1098 nucleotides long. RefSeq names its product Arc1p (gene ARC1). Gene Ontology annotation, cellular component: methionyl glutamyl tRNA synthetase complex. NCBI's taxonomy places the organism in Eukaryota, Fungi, Ascomycota, Saccharomycetes, Saccharomycetales, Saccharomycetaceae. Gene Ontology annotation, molecular function: tRNA binding. The transcript has a single exon. Bases 1 to 1098 code for a protein of 365 amino acids. The record is from RefSeq and is a predicted model, not a curated record.
AUGUCUGAGUUGAUUGAGAAGUUUAAUUCGUUGUCAAUUGAGCAGCCAGCCAGCCUGUCGAGAGAACAGGAGGCUCAGGCAGCUCAAUGGAGGUCUAUUGUGAAAAAGGGUAGCUUGGCAAAGGAUUUGGACGAGCUGAAUUUGUGUCUGAGGGAUAACAGCUUUAUCUUGUCUACGGUGAAGCCAUCCGGCGUGGAUGUGGAGGUGUUUGAAGUCGCUUUGCCUUUGGUGAAGGAGUUGACGUUCAGCUCCAAGGACGUGAAGGCUACUUAUGCUAGAUACAGACACGUCCUGAGGUGGAUCGACUUCCUGCAGAGGUUGCUGGAUGUUCCCGAGAGCGAGCAGUUGAAGAUUAACUACGACUUGGAACUGCCACACGAGGUCGUCGAGAAGAAGAAGAAGGGCGGCGAGGCGGAGAAGAAGGAGCAGCAGGCGCAGCAGGCGCAGCCGGAGAAGCCCAGAGGUAAGCCAGACGAGGAGACCUUGAAGAAACUGAGAGAAGAGGCCAAGGCCAAGAAGGCCGCGAAAAAGGCCGCCGCAAACAGCCAGCCGCAGCAGAAGCCGGAAUCCGAGAAACCAAAGCCCUCAGCGAUCGAUUUCCGCGUCGGCUUCAUCCAGAAGGCCAUCAAGCACCCAGACGCUGACUCGCUGUACGUCUCGACCAUCGACGUCGGCGACGCCGAGGGUCCAAGAACCGUCUGUUCGGGUCUGGUCAAGUACUAUCCUUUGGAGGCGAUGCAAGAGCGUUUGGUGGUUUGCGUCUGCAACUUGAAGCCCGUCAACAUGAGAGGCAUCAAGUCGUCUGCAAUGGUUCUGUGUGGUUCUGACGAAUCCAAGGUCGAGUUUGUGGAGCCUCCUGUAGGCUCGAAGGCCGGUGACAAGGUGUUUUUCGAAGGCUUCGGCGACGAAGAGCCAUUGAAACAGCUAAAUCCAAAGAAGAAGAUCUGGGAACAGCUGCAACCUCAUUUCACCACAGACGAGCAGCUGCAGGUGAUCUUCAAGGAUGAAGAAGACAAGGAAAAGCCAGUCAGAAAGUUGACUAACGCCAAAGGCGACUCCUUCAAAGUGGUUUCGUUGGUUGAUGCCCAAGUUCGUUAA